Molecule: messenger RNA, 3361 nt
Organism: Anoplophora glabripennis (Asian longhorned beetle)
Lineage: Eukaryota; Metazoa; Arthropoda; Insecta; Coleoptera; Cerambycidae
Exons: 4
Source: RefSeq, a predicted model, not a curated record
CAAAACAAGAUCAAGUGAUCGAUUUAUCAAUUAUUUCGAGUAACGCUCGCUUACCCACGCUAAUUAUUGUGCGUCUUAAUCGACAAUUGUGUGUAUAGAAAUAUUUACAGAUUUUUAUUAAAAUACGUUUUUUUCAAAACGCCAUUUUUUCUAUAAAUACACAGUUUACCAGAUUAAUAUGCCGAAAAAGGGGAAGAAGCGGUUGACCCAACGAAAGGGGACCUGUAUAAGGGGCCAGCCAACAAGAAGAUCUGUCCCCGAGGAGAUGGCUGAAGAUACAAAUAGUAGUUCUUCUGUGGAAUUGCCUCCUCCUCUUAUUGUGCCUUCUGCAGAGGCAGCAGUAACGGUUCAUGGAGAUAUACCUCACGUGGUUGAAAUACAACAGCAUAUAGUUCAACCAGUAGCUGCUGUACAGGAUAAAAACUCCACAAUAAAUAGAAUGCCAAGUGAUUCUUCCACAGGGGAUUUAGUGAAAACUGCACCUUCUACUUCCUUAGCACCCACCCGUCUGUUAAAACGGAAGUUUUCGAGUGAUUCUGAGGAUGAACCGCCUCAAAUCAUCACUGUAGAAGUUAUGAUUCAUCAGAAUGCCGAUGCUCAUAUCGAACAAAACUUCCCAGGACCUUCAUCACCUAUUGCAGCUUCUACACAUUCUAAUAACACUCCUGUACCAAUUUUAACCCCACCAAUGCCUCAAGAUGUUAUAGAAAUUGAUGUAGAAAAUAUAGGUGAUGGAAUAAUUCCUGAAUUAUCUCCAUCUUUAUUAGAUGACCUCCAAAAUGAAUUUGCUGAUUUACCAUUUAACAAUCGGAGACAAACAGCAAAUCAAAUGGAUGCCGCCAUAGGUGAUAUUCCCACGAGAGAAGACAUUCAACAAGAUAUAGAACGUCUACGGAAUAUCGAAAAUCACUUACCGACAUACCUUCUGGCUAGCGAAAGAAUUGUACCAGGCGGAACUUACAAUUUAGGUCCACUCGAUCAAAUCUGUACUCAUUGUUCUGCUUUCUAUUUUCGUGUAGAAUCCACAGUUCGUGGGCAUUACACAAAAUGCUGUCAACAAGGUAAUGUAAUUUUAGAAAAUUUCCCACCUAUGCCUGAUGUUUUAGAAGCUCUUUUUCAAGGCUUGCAUCCGUCUUCUGCCAACUUCAGAAGACAUAUAUUAUUAUACAAUUAUAGUUUUCAGUUUGUAUCUUUGGAGGCAAACCUAAGAGAUCUCCCUGCAAGAGGUCCGUAUGUGUUUUGUGUCAGAGGAAAAGUGUAUCAUCACAUUUCCAAUGUAAAUAUUAAUGAGCCGUUGCAACGCUACGGACCUAUUUAUUUUCUAGAUCCAGACGAAGCUAUCGAUGCCCGAGCACAAAAUAAUAAUCAAGUCUUAGACAGACGAUUAAUUGUUCUUUUGGAACAAUUGCUAAGAAAUAUAAAUCCUUACGCUAGGGCAUACAUGCAUCUACGAGAACGUUACAAUUUAGAACUACAAACUAUUGAUAGACUUCGAACAGAAGCCGUUCGUAAUAACGUAGUACCUCCCCCUUUACAAAUGCCAAAUGUAACAUUAGAAUUAUUAAAUGUUCGUGGAAUGAACAGAAGGCAAUAUGACUUGCCUAGAGUGGAAGAAGUUGCAGCCGUGUACAAUUUAAUGCCAGAUGCCCCAGCAACUCCUAAUAUGCGUAUUUAUGUACGCGACGAACCCACUAGAUUCCAAAAUGUCUCAGAGGAAAGUGAGCAUAAUGAUCCGUUAGUAUUUCCUCUGCUGUUUCCUCACGGAGAGUCGGGAUGGUACAUAGGAAUUCCCCACAGAAACGGUAAUCGCAAUACAACAUUAUGCGAAUAUUAUGCCUAUCGUUUUGGAAUUAGAAAUAACGAUACCAGACUUAAAUAUGGAGGCAGACUAACGCAACAAUUUGCUGUCGCUGCAUAUAUCAAAAUCGAAAAUAAUCGCCUCAAAUAUAUAUUACGUAACCAAGAGAGGUUAAGAGUGACAGAAUAUGUUGGGUUGGCCGAUUACCUACAUCGUAGGGUCCAAGAAGGCAAUGAGGAUGACGAUGCCGCAACAUUGGGUAGAAUGGUUAUUUUACCAUCAACUUUUGUCGGAUCUCCGCGAUACCAACAACAACUAUUUCAGGACGCCAUGGCAGUUGUUGGACGCUUUGGUAUACCCAGCCUUUUCAUUACGAUGACAACCAAUGCACGAUGGACAGAAAUAGUGGACAAUAUUCCCGCAGGUUAUACUGCGAGCGACCACCCAUCUCUCAUGGAUAGAGUAUUCCAGUGCAAAUUAAAUGAAAUGGUAGAUGACAUGCUGAAAAAGCACAUUUUUGGGAUACACGUAGCUAACCUCUACGUUAUAGAAUUCCAAAAAAGAGGGUUACCCCAUUGUCAUAAUCUACUUAUUCUAAGGGACCAAGAUAAAUUAACAGACCCUCGCAGAAUUGAUGCACUAAUUAGUGCAGAAAUACCAGAUCCGCAAUUAGAACCAGAACUAUAUGAAAUAGUAACCUCUUUCAUGGUACACGGCCCUUGCGGAGAAUUAAACCCAGAGUCGGUUUGUAUGGUGAAUGGCCAAUGUUCUAAAAAAUAUCCUAAAGAAUUUAGUGAAUUUACAGUAAUAUCAGAAAAAGGGCAAGUCAUAUACAAAAGACCAAACAAUGGCAGAACUUUGACGAUUAGAGCUAAUAACAGAAAUUGUAUUUUAGACAAUCGUUGGAUAGUUCCUUAUAAUCCCUAUAUCCUACUAAAGUAUAAAUGCCAUAUUAAUAUAGAGGCUUGCGCUACUACCCAAUGCGUUAAAUACUUAUAUAAAUACCUAUUUAAAGGUGUAGAUCUGGCAUUAGUUCGCAUUAACGUAGAAAAUCAAGCGAAUUAUAAUGAGGUAGAAAACUACUUGAACGCACGGUAUAUGACUCCUCCGGAGGCCUGUUGGCAUAUCAAUCAAUUUGAAACCCAUAAAAAUACCCACACCGUUUAUCGGCUUUGCGUUCAUUUACCUACUAGGCAAAUGGUUCGUUUCCAACCUGGAUUCGAAAUACAAGCAUUAGAAAAUAAUGAAAUUACCCAACUAACGGCAUGGUUUCUGUUAAAUCAGAAUGACCCCGACGCCCGACAAUAUCUGUACACCGACAUUCCAUAUCAUUACGUAUGGAAUAAUAGAACUAAACGGUGGACGCGUCGCCAAAGGGGUGCUAAUAAAAUUGUAACACGAAUGUACUCUGUGAGUAUACGUAAUCAAGAAUUAUAUUAUUUACGUUUGUUGUUGUUACAUGUUCCUGGAGCAAGCUCUUACGAGGAGUUACGUGCACUAAACGGGGUUAUUUACGACACCUUUAAAGAAGCCUGCCAGCACAGAAAUUUAUUGGCAGAUGAC